AUGGCUUAUGACCGCUUUGUGGCCAUCUGUCACCCUCUGCACUACACAGUUAUUAUGAAGCCCUGGUUCUGUGUGUGGCUGGUUCUGGUGUCCUGGGUUGUGAGUAUGUCACAUGCAUUGUUGCAAAGCUUAAUGAUGUUGCGACUGUCCUUCUGCACAGAUGAGGAAAUCCCCCAUUUUUUCUGUGAACUUAACCAGGUGGUCCACCGAGCCUGCUCUGACACUUUUCUUAAUGAUGUGGUGAUAUACUUUGCAACUGUGCUACUGGCUGGUUGUCCCCUGGCUGGUAUCCUUUACUCUUAUUCUAAGAUAGUGUCCUCCAUUCGUGCAAUCUCAUCAGCUCAGGGCAAGUACAAAGCCUUCUCCACCUGUGCAUCGCACCUCUCUGUGGUCUCCUUGUUCUAUGGCACAAGCCUAGGUGUGUACCUCAGUUCCGCUGUGACCCAAAACUCACGCUGUACUGCAACAGCCUCAGUGAUGUACAGCGUGGUCACCCCCAUGCUGAACCCCUUCAUCUACAGUCUGAGGAAUAAGGACAUCAAGAACGCUCUGAGAAGACUCUGUGACAAAGAGAAAUUGUGAAAACAUCUUUUGUGCUGAGAUUGAAGAAGUGCCCAUGAUUGCAGGGCUCAGAGCCUCAGAGCCAGAAACCGGGGUCCUACCAGAAGGAGGAAGCAGAACUUGCUCCUUCUACUUUA
Messenger RNA from Ictidomys tridecemlineatus (thirteen-lined ground squirrel), 698 nucleotides. Lineage: Eukaryota; Metazoa; Chordata; Mammalia; Rodentia; Sciuridae. The record is from RefSeq and is a predicted model, not a curated record.